Messenger RNA from Panicum virgatum (switchgrass), 1618 nucleotides. RefSeq names its product UDP-glucosyltransferase UGT13248-like. NCBI's taxonomy places the organism in Eukaryota, Viridiplantae, Streptophyta, Magnoliopsida, Poales, Poaceae. The record is from RefSeq and is a predicted model, not a curated record. Gene Ontology annotation, molecular function: UDP-glycosyltransferase activity. The transcript has 2 exons. Bases 57 to 1370 code for a protein of 437 amino acids.
UUGCAUCACUAUUAACAAUGCACCGCCCGUAGCUCAUGAGUGAUCGCCCGUAGCUGAUGAGUGAUCGAGCAGCCAUGGCAGAGCCAGAGGCAGAGCACGGCAUCCACGUCAUCCUGCUCCCGAACCCAAGCCAAGGACACAUCAACCCGAUCCUCCAGUUCGGCAAGCGCCUCGCCGCGCGCCGCGGCGUCCGGUGCACGCUCGCCGUGACCCGCUUCGUGCUCGCCCAGAGCGGCGACGGCGGCGGCGAGCAGCCGGCCACUGCGGGAGGAGGCGCCGUGGUCCACGUCGCCGCCGUCUCGGACGGCUGCGACCGCGGCGGCUUCGACGAGGCCGGAGGGGUCGCGGCGUACACGGCCCGGCUGGAGGCGGCCGGGUCGGAGACCGUGGGCGCGCUCCUCCGGUCCGAGGCGGCACUGGGCCGGCCCGUGCACGCGCUGGUGUACGACGCGUUCCUGCCGUGGGCGCGGCGCGUGGCGCGGCGGCACGGCGCCGCGACCGCGGCCUUCUUCACGCAGCCGUGCGCGGUGAACGUGGCGUACGGCCACGCGUGGACCGGGCUGGCGGAGGCGCCGCUGCUCGUCGCCGGCGGCGAGAGGCCGCUCGAGCUGCCCGGGCUGCCCGCCGGGCUCAGGCCGCGCGAUCUGCCGACGUUCAUGACCGACCGCGCGUACCUGGACCUGCUUGUCAACCAGUUCAGCGGCCUCGACGAGGCCGACCAUGUCCUUGUCAACUCCUUCUACGAGUUGCAGCCCCAGGAAUCCGAGUACAUGGUGUCUACGUGGCGAGCUAAGACGGUGGGCCCCACCGUGCCGUCGGCGUACCUCGACAACCGCUUGCCGGACGACGCGUCCUACGGCUUCCACCUCUACACCCCCCUGACGGCGGUGACCAAGGCCUGGCUGGACGCGAGGCCGGCGCGCUCGGCCGUGUACGUCUCUUUCGGAAGCCUCGCCAAACCAGACGUUGUUCAGAUGGCCGAGAUGGCGGAGGGGUUGUACGACAGCGGCAAAGCCUUCCUGUGGGUUGUCAGGGCCUCAGAGAUCUCAAAGCUACCUGAGAACUUCGCCGGCAAGUCCAAGGAGAGGGGCCUCAUCGUGGCAUGGAGCCCUCAGCUCGAGGUGCUGGCGCACCCGGCUGUCGGGUGCUUCGUGACGCACUGCGGCUGGAACUCGACGAUGGAGGGGAUGGGCGCGGGCGUGCCGAUGGUCGCCAUGCCCCAGUGGUCCGACCAGACCAUGAACGCCAAGUAUAUUGAAGAUGUGUGGCGAGUAGGUGUGCGUGUGCGCCCGGAUGAGAGGGGUGUGGUGAGGAAGGAGGUCGAGAGGUGUGUGAGGGAGGUGAUGGAGGGAGAGAGGAGCAUGGAGUAGCUGACAAUGUGCUCAUGCAUGAUACAGGUUCAAAGCUGGGUUUCUGAAUUUCAUUUCCUUCUCAUUUUUCUUCUGAUGGGAAAAAAUAUCAGAACAAAGCUAUUACAUCAAAGUACAACGGCUAAGUUUUGCAUUCGGUGCCUAGAGUUAUCAGUCCUCGUGCUGCUGCUGCUGCUUCUUGUCCUGCGCCAUCUUCUUGCGGAUCUCGUGCGCGGCGUUGAAGAUGCCCAUGGUCGGCUUGUUGCAGA